GAAUCGGGCUUCUAUGUUUUUCGUCUGGGCUUUCGGUGAACAACAGAUUCCUUACGAAAUCGAAGAAAAAUAGCGACGCUUAUUGUCGGUGACACGUAGAUAGGAAGGUCAACAAAUCUCUCUUCCCUUCCCUCUCUUGCCACGUCAUCUUCUUUAAAUUCUCAGAUCUGCGACGAUGGCUUCCACGUCACCACCAAUCCUCCCAGUCACCUCCUCCGUCGAGUCUCAACCACCUCUCCGCGCCUUCAUCAACCAAAUCUCCGAAACCGUCACAACCGCUCUCUCCACCCGUCGUCCCUGGUCCAAACCGGACUCGAUCUCCUCCGCCGCCGCGCGCAUCCGCAAGAACUACGCCUACUUCAAGGUGAACUACCUCGCAGUCGCGACGGCUAUCGUCGGAUUCUAUUUGGUGACUCACCCCUUUCUCCCUCGCCUUCCUCCUCUGUCUCCUCGCGUCUUGGCUCUUCCUUGUUUAGCAUCUUUGUGGUGUUUCUUACUGAUGUUGGAUCUGUUCUUGUCUCGGCUGUGAUGGUGGGUGUCGCGUUGGUAUGUGCUCACGGAAGAUUUGUUCUUGGAUGAGCAAGAGACCGCAGCUACUGGCUUCCUCUCUUUCCUCGGUAACUCCGCCGCUUCUAAGCGACUCAGAUCUACCGCCCGGGGGUAUAUAAUCUUGUUUUUGUUUUCUUCUUUUGAAACAUCUUUGCAUGUAAUUACGUUGGUUCAAUAUAUGAAGUAGUUUGUGUUUUACAACUUUUUUUGUCUAAUCUUUAGCUUCUUCAACCUUUAUGAUCUGUAACCGUCUAAUUGUGUUGGAAGAGUUGGAUCUGUUUUCAAGAUUUGACCUUUGUUUCUUGGA
Molecule: messenger RNA, 856 nt
Organism: Brassica oleracea var. oleracea
Lineage: Eukaryota; Viridiplantae; Streptophyta; Magnoliopsida; Brassicales; Brassicaceae
Product: PRA1 family protein B4-like
Exons: 1
Coding region: 176-529 (117 amino acids)
Biological process (GO): vesicle-mediated transport
Cellular component (GO): Golgi apparatus; endoplasmic reticulum
Source: RefSeq, a predicted model, not a curated record